Cucurbita maxima (winter squash) is the source of this 1273-nucleotide messenger RNA. RefSeq lists its product as uncharacterized. The record is from RefSeq and is a predicted model, not a curated record. The coding region runs from base 120 to 1013 and encodes 297 amino acids. Gene Ontology annotation, cellular component: cytoplasmic microtubule. Gene Ontology annotation, molecular function: microtubule binding. Gene Ontology annotation, biological process: microtubule cytoskeleton organization. Lineage: Eukaryota; Viridiplantae; Streptophyta; Magnoliopsida; Cucurbitales; Cucurbitaceae. The transcript is spliced from 5 exons.
UAAAAGGGUAACUCCCACUUUUUUCAACCAUUAAAGAUCAUCCUUCAGCCUCUCUCCAUUUCAAUCCGACCUUCUUCAUUUCCCCUCUCUGUAAUUCUCCUCAGUCUUCACCAAUCACCAUGGCCAUGGCUCUAAGACCCAUUGAUAACGCACUGCCGGUUACACCAGAACGGCCGAAGAAACAAGCGAAAGUGGCCGUUCCAGUCCAGAAGCGAAGCGAUUCCGGUGUAAACGAUGAGAAUCAGGCUCCGGUUCCUCCUUCUACUGAUGCUGCCAUUGAUUAUGUUUCUUCUGAGAAUCUGAAGCCCUUGACGGACCCUGAUUCUAAUAAUUUCAUUGAAGAAUUAGAUUCGAAGGAUUGGGUGAAAGUCUGUGAAUCGCUCAAUAAUGCUAGACGUCUCGCGAUUUUUCACUCCGACAUUUUGCUCCCUUCGUUAGAGAAAGUUAUAGCGAUUCUGAUGAAAUCGAUGAAAAACCCUAGAAGUGCCCUAAUUAAGACCUCGAUCAUGGCUUCGUCUGACAUUUUCAACGCAUUUGGUGAUCUGUUACUCGAAACACACACUACCAAUGCAUUUGAUCAAUUGCUGCUCCAAUUACUGCUCAAAGCUUCUCAGGACAAGAAAUUUGUGUGUGAAGAAGCAGACAAGGCACUGAAAGCUCUAGUGAAAUCCAUGACUGCUCUGCCUCUGCUGCAAAAGCUUAAGCCGUAUGUCUCCCAUUCAAACCUAAGAGUCAGAGCCAAAGCCGCCAUUCCAAUCUCCAAUUGUGUCUCUAAGAUGGACCUGGAAGAAAUGAACCAAUAUGGGAUUGUCCCAUUGCUUCAAAUGGCUGCAGAUUUGCUAAACGAUAGGCUACCUGAGGCAAGGGAAGCAGCUCGGAGUAUCGUGAUGGGAGUGUUCAAAGCAUUCACGGCAAACGAGGAAGAGAAACAGGAGGCUUGGCAAAGCUUUUGCCAAACUAAUCUGUCGCCGAUUCAAGCUCAGUCUUUGCUCAAAGUUACCUCUUCCCUAUAAGCGGUGGUUUUGGGUAAGCUUAGAUAAGUGCUGCUGUGCUUGGCAGACCCUUAGGAUGAUGAUGAUCAUCAAGUUUCCUUUUAGGUUUGGAAAUUUUUAUGUGUUCUAUGAAAGCUUCCACUCUUACAUGAUGAGUUCUGCUUUCUACUUCUCAGGAAUUUGUUCUGUAGAACAGCUUUUUUUCUUGUUCUCUUCCUUUCCCUUUGUUGGUGUGGAAGAGAGAUUGUGAAAGACAAUAAACAAGUUGUUGUUGCACAUUU